Passer montanus (Eurasian tree sparrow) is the source of this 981-nucleotide messenger RNA. It is a transcript of the gene MRPL47, whose product is annotated as mitochondrial ribosomal protein L47. NCBI's taxonomy places the organism in Eukaryota, Metazoa, Chordata, Aves, Passeriformes, Passeridae. The record is from RefSeq and is a predicted model, not a curated record. The coding region runs from base 73 to 798 and encodes 241 amino acids. Gene Ontology annotation, cellular component: mitochondrial large ribosomal subunit; mitochondrial ribosome. The transcript has 7 exons. Gene Ontology annotation, biological process: mitochondrial translation. Gene Ontology annotation, molecular function: structural constituent of ribosome.
GCCGGGCGGGCGCCAUCUUGGAAAAGGGCAGCCCCCGCCCCGUGCCCCGGCGCCGUGGGAGGACGCGGGGCGAUGGCGGCGGCCGUGGCCGCGCUGGGCCGGGGCCUGACGGCCGCGCUCCGCCUGCCCCGGGCUCGGCCGGGACUCCCCGGGAUGGCACUGAAUCUGUACCAGAACCUACCGAAAAUUGAGAUCCUCCAUCAGGUGAAGCUCCUGCACACAACUGUGUCUCGGAAAGGUCUGGAGGAGUUUUUUGAUGAUCCAGGAAACUGGGGGGAAAAAAGUGUAAAGUCUGGGGAUUCAUGGAAUAUAAAGCAGCUAAGGGGCAAGAGUAGUGAAGACUUGCACAAACUUUGGUAUGUCCUGCUGAAAGAAAAGAACAUGCUCUUGACUUUAGAGCAAGAAUCCAAGCGACAGCGCAAGCCUAUGCCAAGUCCAGAACGCUUAGAAAAGGUAGAAACAUCUAUGAAAAAUAUAGACUUGGUUGUCAGAGAAAGAGAAAUUGCCUUGAGGCUUUUACAAACGGGCCAUGAAAAGCCAGUCCCUGGCGAGUGGAGACAAGACUUCCUGGGACGCACCUUCUGGUACAGUUACAAGGAAUGGCCAAUACCAUGGCACUUGAACAAAAAACACAAAAAGAAGAGAUUCUUUUACUUGCCUCAUGUGAAUCACUUCAUCAGACUCAGACUUGAAAAAUCCUUACGGAAAAGGGCAAGGCAGCAGAGCCUGGAGAGGACGAAGCGGAAGCUCUUGGAAAGGAAGUUCCCUGAUGUUGCUGUGAAAUCCCAGAGCCAGUAGCAGGCUGGAAAAGCACUGUAAACAACUGGUCAAGUGUCUGUGGAACAUGAAUCAUGUUCUGGAACCACAAACAACUCCACUGAGCAUUCCAGAUAGUCUCCAGCUUUUUUUGUUUUUAAUACCACAUUUGACUUUAAUUAAAAACUUUCAAUCUGGAAUUAAAAAGCAGCUUUGGUGCCUAAC